Messenger RNA from Anopheles bellator, 5602 nucleotides. RefSeq lists its product as uncharacterized. The transcript has 7 exons. Lineage: Eukaryota; Metazoa; Arthropoda; Insecta; Diptera; Culicidae. The coding region runs from base 16 to 4296 and encodes 1426 amino acids. Gene Ontology annotation, biological process: cell-matrix adhesion. Gene Ontology annotation, molecular function: serine-type endopeptidase inhibitor activity. Gene Ontology annotation, cellular component: extracellular region; basement membrane. The record is from RefSeq and is a predicted model, not a curated record.
GCGUCCAGCUGCCGGAUGUUCUGCCCGGCCGGGUUCGCCAAGGACCUGGCGUCCGGCUGUCCGGUUUGCCGGUGCCGCGAUCCGUGCGAGGACAUCCAGUGCCCGGGCGGGCAACAGUGCGAACCGCAGGAAGUGCAGUGCAAAACCGAACCCUGCCCACCGGUUCCGACGUGUCGCCAGGCGCGCAGUUUGAACGACCUGUGCCCGGCCGGCCAACCGUUGGCCAUCUCUGGCACGGUGCGCCCCUUCUUGUGCGGAAACGAUCCUGGCAAACCGGGCUGUCCACCGCUGUACCGGUGCCUGGUGCAGGGUCGCAACGACUACGGUGUCUGCUGUCCGGCCUCACUACAGUUCGAGAAGCCGGGCAGUUGCCCGAAGCCGAACGAGAUCGAAUCGACGGCCAGCGCCGGCUUCCUGUGCGGGACGCCUUGCGGCCACGACCUCGAGUGCCCGCAGAUGCAGAAGUGCUGCCAGUCGGACGGAUGCGGACGGAACUGCCAGCACCCCCACAACGUGACCGUGUGCCAUCAGGCGCGCAUGCUGUCGGAGUUGCUGUCGGUGAACGAGCGCGAGGGCCGCGGGUAUGUGCCGCAGUGCGACGGGCCCGGUGGUAGCUUCUCUACCCGUCAGUGCUCCCGCAACGGGCUGGUGUGCUGGUGUGUCGAUCCGAAGAGUGGCAACAAGAUCAAGGGAACGAUGGGAGCGGCCUCGGCGGUGAACUGCGAGGCGGCGGAGAACAUGAUCGCUGGCCGUGCCGGAGCCAGGAGUGUGGACUCAGGCGUCCAGGCACUGUGCGAUCACAACAUAUGCGCGGCGGUCUGUGAGUAUGGCUUCCGGAACGACCACAACGGGUGCCCGACCUGUGAGUGCUCGGAACCCUGCGAAGGCUACCUCUGUCCCGGCGGGUCUCACUGUGAGGUGGCAAAGGACCCCAAGUGCGAAGCCUAUUCCGGGCUCUGCUCGUCCGAACCGGUCUGCAAACCCGACCUGGUGUACUCGAACCCGUGCGAGAUCGGCACGCCGCUGGCGGACAACGUGACCGGUGAACUGCUGUUCUGUCAUAUGGACCGACCGAGGGGCCGCGAAUACCAGAGUCGCAGCUUCUUCGAUGAGGACGACGAGGAAGAGAACGGUCGCAAGCGAUCGAUGUCCAGCACGAUCGUGUGCCCCGCGGAUACGCACGAGUGCCGCAAGCUGCACGGAGAGUCACGCAGCGUCUGCUGCCCUCUGGUGAACGAAACCGACGAUACGGACACCGCCAGCGAAGAACGCCAGCAAACCAUGUGUGAGUAUUUGCGCGACUUUUCGGAUCGCAUGGAGGGAACGGUGGAAGGGAUGGAGCUGGCUCUUCCCCCACCGGCCUGCACCUCGGACGGAGGCUACCAGGCGAUGCAGUGUGUCAGCCGCGUACGUAAGGUCAAAGCGUCGGAGCAGCGAAAGUACCACGAGCAGAACAGUAUCCGGAGGAUGCGGAAGCUGCUCGAGGAUGCUUCGGCGGGUCAGCCGGAGGUCACCGUGACGACCCCGGUCCGUGCGCGCCGGGCAGUGAAUCCUGCGCCGGACAGUACACUGAAGCUGCUGCCGGUCGCCACCGUGCAGGGCCGUUCGGCGAAGAUCAUCGACUUUAAUCGGCUGGAAUCGCAAAACGUACACUCGAACCGGGACAAACCGGAAAUCAAACCGUCGACGUUGCUCAAGCGCCCCCUGGUGGUACCGACGGUGCCGACACCGGCCCAGGAGCAGCUGGUUGAGGUCGAGCUGGAGGAGUGCUGGUGUGCCGACGGGUUCGGCACGGAGAUUCCGAAGACCCGCGGGUUCAACGCCACCACCAAGAGCUGCGAGGCGCUCCGGGAGGCGCUCGGCUGUCUGGAUCUGACGUGCCGCAUGGGCUGCGAUUACGGGUUCGUGUUGGAUCCGGACACGCAGUGUCCUUCGUGUGAGUGCCGCGAUCCGUGCGACAGCAUUGGCUGCCCGGAUGGGCAGGAGUGUCGCUCGGUAGAGGUGUCCUGCGAAGGCGAAUACUGUCCGCCCGUGCCGGCCUGCUUCCCGAAGAAGCCGGGACAGUGCCCGUUCCUGGUGCCACCCGGCGCCGAGAACUCGGAGUCGGACUCGUGCGAGUACGAGUGCCGUACCGAUGCUCACUGUGAUGGGCCGAAGCGUUGCUGCUCGAAUGGCUGCGGAACGCAGUGCGUGGAGCCACAGCUGAAAACGGCCUGCCAGCAUCUGCAAACCAUCCAGCUGCACCAGGCGUCGGAGUUGGGUAUCCCGCCGAAGCAGAAGUACAUUGCCCAGUGCGACAUCGACGGUAGCUUCCGUACGAUCCAGUGUGGUCCCGGCAAUGCGUGCUGGUGCGUGGACGAGUUCGGGAACGAGAAGAGUGGAACGCGCACCACCAACGGCCAACCGGACUGCGAGCUGUACCCGAAGACGGAGUGUCCACUGCUCAAGUGCCGCCCGUGCGAGUACGGCUACAGGAUCGACGCCGACGGGUGCAAAACCUGCGACUGCCGGGACCCGUGCGGUGAGAUCUCGUGUCCGCGCGGCGAAGACUGUCAGCUCAUUCAGGUCGAGUGCAUAUCCGUGCCGUGUCCGAAGAUGCCGAUCUGUGUGCCGAUCCGGGAAUCGGUCUGCCCCGAGGCGUUACCGCUGCGCUCGAACGGCCGGGAGAUCGUGUGUGGACCCCAGACCGACGCCGACACGUGUCCUUCGACGCACAUCUGCCAGCUGAACCCGAUCAGCAACCGUGGUGUUUGCUGUGGAAAGACAAGAGACGUGUGCUUCGAGUCGAUCGACCAAAGCUGCCUGGUGACGGACGCGGUGAGUGGCGGUGAAAGCAACGAACUGGAAACGAUCGUCCGGUGGCGCUUCAGCCCACGGAUGAACAAGUGCGUCCCGGUGACGUUGCCGCGUGGCACCUUCUGCCAGUCGAAAAACCUCUUCCACAGCGAGGCAGCCUGCAACGGCGUCUGUCCGGUCCUAUCACAAUGCGAACGGUUACGGUUGAAGAACACGAUGGCAGCGAAACGGGCCGGUCAACCGAACACCUGGUUCCAGCCACGCUGCGAUCCCGAGACGGGCUUCUGGAGCCCGGUGCAGUGUCUGGGCUCGAUGGCACCACCACAGAACGGGACGACGACCGCCGAAACCGAGGCCACCGUCGGGGUGUGCUGGUGUGCGGAUAAGAAGGGUGCCCCGGUGAAGGGCUCGCUGACGAAAGGUUCCGAACCGAAGUGCAGCAGCCGCCAGGCGCGACGUCGUGGGGAUUCCGCGGACUCCGCUUCCUCCAGCGAUCCCGUGAUGGAAGAGCUGAUACGACAGAUUACGUUCCUGGUGGACGAAAACAACUACCUGGUGGAUGAGGACCUGGAACCGGUACAGCCGGUGUCCGUGACCAGUACGAACUACGCACCGGAACCACGCUACAUCGGAACGGUUUCAUCCGUCACCGAGAAAGUCAUCGAGCUGGCGAGAACCGCGGAAAGCCGUAACUACAUCAGUGACUCGCAAGAGCCGAUUGCCAAGCGGCUUGGCGCGUCGGCCACUCGUUGUCAGGCGCUGCAGCUUGCCGCUUCCUUCCCGGUGGCGUGUGACGCGAAAGGAGCCUUCGAACCGAUGCAGUGCAAUGGUGACACGUGCUGGUGUGUCGAUGCGGCCGGCAAUCAGCUUCCGCUGUCGAGCACGUUUAAACGCGCCACUCGCUCUUGUCUCUUCACACCGAUCGACGUGGUGGAGAUUGAGCUGCGUUUGAACAAUGCGCACCAACGAUCGUUGGUCCACGUGUACGAAACCCUGCGCACGGAGCUGACGGCACUGGUGGGUAGCAUCUUCGACAACUAUCGUGUGCAGGAAAACUCCGACGCCAGCGUCACGCUGCGGUUUGAUCUAAUCGAAGCCAACAAAGUGGACGACGCGUACGCGAUUGAGGAGAUGGUACGGGAAGGCUCCUUCGCCCUGUACCAUGGUCACCUGAUAGCGGACAUGACACAGUCCAGGUUCGCCCACCGUAUCUCCGCUGGGCUUCCGCUGGCGCAACCAUCGUCCGGGAUCCCGGAGAACACGUUCCAGACGAUCGUGUUCGUGCUGGCCACCGCGUCCGCCUUUCUGGUGGCCAUCUUUGUCGUGUUCGUCAUGCUCAAACGGGGCCGUGGGACGAAGGCGAAACACUACCAGAGCGGAGAGAAGGUGUUCGCGAUCGGGGCCGACAAGUACGUCGACUACAGUUCACCCAUCUUUGUGCUCAGUGCCAACGACAGCAAGUCGCUUCACCAGCAACAUCCCCACGAGCGGGCGAACUAAUCAGUCGAACGUCGUUGAUAAGCCAUCCCCCGGCACAGCGGUGUUAGCGGUGGCGGAGUGAGGACUACCGAUUUCUGGUGGAACUGACGGACGUCGUUCUACACUGUUACCUCCUUCACUCCACUACGCAAAGGUUUCAGGGUAGCUGAUGCCGAGGGGUGUCGUUGGCCGAUGGUGCUUAGUAACGGAAGCCGGACUUUUUCGGGCAGUGACAGUUUUUUCUAAACCUCCACUACGGCGGCACGCGAAAUGUUCGAUUUUGUUGUACAUAUUAUGGAUUACUAUUGGUCCCGAGAAGAAUGGGCCGACAAUUUGUGUUUGGUCUGUAACGGAUUAGUCCGUUUCUUCGUCAAAAAUUCGUUUCUUCAUCAUUUUUUUCAUUUUCUUCUCAUCCGUCGGACCAAUUUUACAAUUUUUUUUAUUUGUUAGCCACGUUGCUGGUUUUAGUUUGGCGUAGUCUGUUCACUAGGACCACUCGGAAUGGGCGCGCGAAGAGCCUCCGCGAUGUGUAUGUUGUGUCGUGCGAUUGGGUUGUGUAAAUAAAAUGUACUUGUCAAACUGAUGAAAAUAACUGGUAAAGCAACCCACAAUGGACCUGGACAUCAACAAGACUGUGUCCGCCAGAGAGAGAGAGAGAGAGAGCGUCAUGGACGAUGGAUACUUCUUAGGCUGGCGCUGGAAGCGUAGCAAGUGUUUCGAGAAAGUAGGAAGCCCUUUAGUGUAAGACAUAGCAUUUCUCUUCCCUCGCUUUGCUCUCAUCAACGGCCGGAAGCAUCACAUAGUUCUUGUUCUUUAUCAAUGUUUAAAAGCCCACUGGUGGGAAAGUACUACAGUACUGCCCAGUUCAUCAGGGCAUGGCGAGCGUCAAUGAGAAAUGUGCUAUUUAUUUAUUCUCUCCUUCGUGCACCCCUUUCUGUCCCCUCACGUUUUUCCUUACGCAGGAUGUGUCCUAUCAAGUGUCUCUAACCACAUCGUGGCGCGGCUUCCAAACAGCAUACGAUGCGUUUGGUGAUGGCCGUUUGGUGCUCUUAACACUCAACCUUUUACCCCGAUCCAGCUCCAGUAACUAACCAACCGUGCGGCGCGGUGUGUUGCUUUAUUUCCACUACUCUUUUUCGGCAAAAUUGUAAAUAUGAUCCGCUGAUAAAUGAGUGAUAAAAGUACGACACAGGAAAGGCAAUAGACAGGCAGAGCAAGGAAAUACAAAAGAUAAAUGGGAAAACUCCGAAAACUGGACGAUAGUGCAGCUGAAACUGCACAAAACAGCGGUUCCGCGGUUAUUUGUCAACUCUGUUAUUUUGUUUUG